AUGACAAUGUUAAUUAUUCUGAUUUUAAUCUGCUUCUCGAUCCUCUUCCAGUCAAAUUCGUUGCUCAUGUUUCCACAAGUGGAAUUUCCAAGUGACUGUAUGCGAGCAAUGUGUGAAGCAGAUUCAGGAUGUGUUCCAAAAGGUUGCGACGAGGAUAUUCAUGGAAGGUAUGGAUGCGGCUAUUUUCGACUCAACAUCUAUCACUAUAAACAGUGUUAUCAACCGGGUAAAGAAGAUGAUCAGGAUGAAGAGGAGGCAUGGUUAACGUGCGCCGAAAAUUAUGAGUGCUCUCAGGAAUGCCUACGGCGACUAAGUAAUCGUUAUAAAGUGAAAUGCUACGGGAAAAGUGAUUGCGAAACUCUAGCAAGAAUUCAUGAUGGCGGUGCUAACGGUUGCCGCUCCAAAGAUACAUUGCCGUAUUGGAAUAUUGUAAAACAAAAAUGUCCACACUGCUGA
Molecule: messenger RNA, 456 nt
Organism: Cercopithifilaria johnstoni
Lineage: Eukaryota; Metazoa; Nematoda; Chromadorea; Rhabditida; Onchocercidae
Source: the annotation of a GenBank genome assembly